Messenger RNA from Phragmites australis (common reed), 853 nucleotides. Its product is annotated as non-specific lipid-transfer protein 1-like. Bases 206 to 853 code for a protein of 215 amino acids. The transcript has 2 exons. The record is from RefSeq and is a predicted model, not a curated record. Gene Ontology annotation, molecular function: lipid binding. Lineage: Eukaryota; Viridiplantae; Streptophyta; Magnoliopsida; Poales; Poaceae. Gene Ontology annotation, cellular component: membrane. Gene Ontology annotation, biological process: lipid transport.
AACCUAUCCAUCUGCCAUUGUUGUUGCCAUCUGAUCCGAAUUUUGGCAUACCAAUGCAUCACUUGCACCUGUCAUUUAUGAGCUUAGCAUCAGCACCAAGAAAAAGCUGAACCGCCUCGCCGACCCAGACCCCUAUAUAAACCCAGAAAUUCCAAGAAGACGAAGAAGAAGAGCAACAGCAACAAGGCAAGCUUGCUAGAGAUCGAUGAAGCGUAGCGCAGUUGCGGCUGCCGUGGUGGUGGCGCUGGCCGCCGUGGUGUUCCUUCUGGCCGCCGCGAGGCCGGGCCAGGGCGCGGUGACCUGCGCCGACGUGGACGCCGACCUGCGGCCGUGCGUCGGGUACGUGACGGGCAAGGAGGCAGCCCCGCCGGCGGAGUGCUGCGCCGGCGUGAAGAGCAUCAGGGCGAUGCCGUCCGGCACGGCGGAGCGGCGGCUCGCCUGCGAGUGCGUGAAGCAGGCGGCGGCGCGGUACAAGGGGCUCGACACCGACGCCAUCCGCGACCUCCCCGCGGCGUGCGGCUCGCAGCUGCCGUUCCCGCUCCGCCUGGACUUCGACUGCAGCACGUACGUAUAUAACCGCGCGCUCUAUAUAUACUGGGUGCGCGAGAACCUCACAGUCCUCAUGUGGAUUUAUGCAACCAUCUCCGAGGAGCUCUUGGAUUUGGUUCUGCGGCAGUCGGUGAUGGCUUUUGGCGUUUGGUCCCAUAUCCAGUCCAUUUUCUCUGGGAACAAGCCAAGUCGUGUUGUUCAUCUUGAAGCCGAACUCUAUGGCCUUUGCCAGGGCGAUCUCACCAUCGUCGCAUAUUGUCACAAGCUUCAGUCACUUGCCACUGCCUUUGCUGAUACUUUUUGA